AUGACGAAGCCAAAAAUGGGCUACGAAACGAAAUUAUCCGCCAUCUUCGAGCUCUGGCAAAGCGAGAACGACGCCAUCUACAUACAAAAAUCAGGGGUAUGCGGCUAUUGCUCUGUAUGGAGUAUUUGUGCGGGCAGCCUCGAGAGAAUCCCAACCAGGGAGGGGCAACCAGCAGCCACCGGACCCGGAGGGUGCGGUGGAUGGGGUGGAUGGGGAUGGCAGGCCACCACCACCACUAAGAUCAUACGCAACGUCUCGGCCACCAACAAGGAUGCUCUGGCCAAGCCGGACUUCGACUACACUGUCAACGAUAAUUAG
This is a messenger RNA of Phytophthora nicotianae INRA-310, 318 nucleotides long. RefSeq lists its product as hypothetical. The record is from RefSeq and is a predicted model, not a curated record. Lineage: Eukaryota; Oomycota; Peronosporomycetes; Peronosporales; Peronosporaceae. The coding region runs from base 1 to 318 and encodes 105 amino acids. The transcript is spliced from 2 exons.